UUUCAAUCCUAUACCCUAAAAAAACAUAUUUCUCUCUCUUCUUUUCUCUUUCAUUUCAAUUCAUAUAUUAUUAGAUAGAGUGUCGACAUGGCCGAAGAAGAGCUCGUAAUCGCCAGAGUUUGCGAUCUGUACGAGAAAAUCUCAAAACUCGAUAGCUUGAAACCAUCCAACGAUGUCAACAUGCUCUUCACACAUCUAGUAAACAUGUGCAUUCCUUCAUACCCUAAUCUCGACAUCUCCAAACUCUCCGACCAAGUUCAACAAAUCAGGUCAAACCUAAUUCGCCUUUGCGGCCAAGCCGAAGGACUCCUAGAAUCUCACUAUUCCGCCAUUUUAGGAUCAUUCCAAAACCCUCUUAACCAUCUUUCCCUCUUCCCAUACUUCUCCAAUUACCUCAAACUAAGCCAACUCGAAUUCACCAUUCUCACACAGCACUUCAAUCGUGUUCCAACCCGAGUUGCUUUCAUCGGAUCAGGUCCACUCCCACUCACUUCUCUCGUUCUAGCCACUACCCAUCUCACUAAAACCUCAUUCCACAACUAUGACAUUGAUAAAUCCGCCAAUGACCUGGCGGCUAAGCUAGUCCAAUCAGAUCCGGACAUGUCAUCUCGCAUGUCUUUUCACACCGCUAAUAUCUUGGAUGUGUGUGGGGAACUAGAGGAGUUUGAAGUUGUUUUCUUGGCGGCUCUGGUCGGGAUGGAUAUGGAGGAGAAAGUGAAAGUGAUUGAUCAUCUGGCUAAGCAUAUGGCUCCGGGUGCGACGCUUAUGCUGAGGAGUGCACAUGGAGCCAGGGCGUUUCUGUAUCCGGUGGUGCAGCCGAGUGAUCUUAGAGGAUUUGAGGUUCUGUCGGUGUUUCAUCCAAUGGAUGAGGUUAUUAACUCGGUUGUGAUCGCGCGUAAGUUUCCUGAUGAUCAUCAUGAUCAUGAUGAUGUUGUUGUUGAUGAUCUUCAAGAGCAGGCUGCUGCAUCUUCACUUGCAACUAAUCUGAUAGUUCCUAAUAAGUGCUGCUGCGAACAGAUGAGGGGUACUUAUAAUCAUCUGGGUCAGAUGAAGAUUAAUAAUAUACUGGAGGAAUUAGCUAUGGAGGAGCAUAUAGCAUGAUGAUUGAUUGAUGAUUGAUGAAGAAGAUGAUGAUAUAUGUGUGAUCAUGAUCGGAGGAGGAGGAGGAGGACCUGUCUUUGUUAGUUUUUCUCUCUAAAUUAUUGACUGUGUUUCAUGAUAUUACUUACAAGGUUUUGUCUUAUAAUGUGCUAUGGUAAUGGUAUUGGUAUCCCCAAGAAAAAAUAAAACAGACUCAUCCUUGAAC
Messenger RNA from Impatiens glandulifera, 1306 nucleotides. Its product is annotated as nicotianamine synthase-like. Gene Ontology annotation, molecular function: nicotianamine synthase activity. Lineage: Eukaryota; Viridiplantae; Streptophyta; Magnoliopsida; Ericales; Balsaminaceae. The coding region runs from base 88 to 1101 and encodes 337 amino acids. The record is from RefSeq and is a predicted model, not a curated record. Gene Ontology annotation, biological process: nicotianamine biosynthetic process. The transcript has a single exon.